GACUGUCCAAGCGUCUGUACUUGCCGCCCACGCCCAGCCCAGUCGCGCAUAUACCACCACUACAAGCUGCAGCCAUCGCAAUCAGCGCGAAUCGCUUCGUCCCACCUCACCGCUGCACAUCGCAUCGUCGUCCUUUUCUCCCUCGGCAUUACCGGUUCGCCGCUGCUGCAUCUGAAGCUUGUCUUGCAAUACCGUCGCAUGGCAUUGCCCUCUGCUCUCAAUACGCAUUCCCGAGAUUCGUGAGAACUGGUUGACUGCCAACAUGUCGCCUGUCAUCGCUCCCAGCCGCCUCCCAGACCCCCUUCCCAAACAGAUCCUGUCUUCCCCCGUCGUGUCUCCAGACAAGUUGCGAUUCAAGGCCGGAGAAUCUCGACGUCCUCUUCAGUCGCCGCCAGACGUAGGCCUUUCUACUCGCAACUAUCAACCUCACCCCCUCUCCCGUCCCCCCAUAACCGCAUCCGCCGAACAAUCUCUCUUAAAUACGCCAGUGGAAGCUCCUUCGCCCCUACCCAUUAUCUCCGCCGCCCCUGCCCAAGUUGCAGCCAUGAGACGUGGCCUGCACAGAAGGCGGUCGUCUUUCCCUCCUGCUGUUGGAUCCACUGUCACGGGCGCAAACAACUAUCCUUGGGUCGUUGGGGGCACGCCUCCAGCCUCCAAGAUCGGGCCCCCGACUGGCGACGCUCUGUCUGGAUAUGGGAAUGAGAUUGGCCCCUUCUCGAACGGCAUCUCGAGUCCCGCGGCGUGGGAGAGUCUCCUGAACUUCGACAACUUUGAGUCUGGCACCAAGUCUAAUCCGCCCUUCGAGGCGACGUUUGCACUGGAAGGCGACACCGUUGUCUCCACCAGCCCCAAGAACAAGCUGUUGACCCCAAAGAAGGGCUUUGGACUGGAGCGUACUGCAUCGAACUCGGAAGCGUGGCGGCUGGCGCUUAACCGCACAGUGGAAGUGGAGGGGGUAGGGCAAGUUGGCGUCGCACGGAUCCUCUCCGAAGUUUGGAAGCGUGGCGGUCCGGCUGCUGUGACGAGCCAAGGGCUAUGGCCGAAUGUCCUGAUGUCCCUCUCCCUCGCUACCGGUGGAUCAAACGUCCACGUAGGAACUCCGUCAGCAUCAGCUGCUCUAUCGUUGCAAGCGCUCUACAAUGUUGCCGCUCGACCUCACGAGACCAACGUAUUUGCUGGACUGCUCUCAAACUACGUGGCAUCUACUGCUCCCCUCGUCGUCAAUGCGUUCCAAGACGGACAAGUAUACGGGGCAUGGACGCCUACCAAGGGACUUAGCGAAGAGCUCUCGCAAUGGACAACCUUCACCCCAGGAGAGGAAUGGCCAUCGCUUUCGACAACGUUGCCGUCUGGGUCCGGCUUGACGCCCAGACGCGAGUUCUCCCCCGCUCUCGGUUUGCCUCCCAUCGACAUCUCUGACCCUCUCGACACUGUGCCCCGUCCGGGAUCUCGAGGGGCCGGGGACGCCAUGACUGGCAUCGAUGCCAUUUUGGCCGAAAUGGAAGAAGACGAGAGGAUUCGGGAGUCUCAAAGCGUGUCGUCCAGCGCUGGCCCCUCCCAACCAGAGUGGACCAAGUCUAACAGUACCGCGCAGGCCUCUACGCAGGCUUCGCCUGCGACAGUGGUGACACCCACCGAGAACGACCCAUUUGUCACGCGCGCAGGCACAUCAAGCAACGCGGAGGAGCCAGUGGAGUACAUGAUCUCCUCGCCCUUCGUGUCCGGCGGGUCCAUGCUGUCGUCCGCGACCUCUGCGAGCACAAACAUUCCCACCGUGUCUCCUGAAACAGCGCAGACUGCGGGCACGGUAAUCGCGAUGAGAGGGCCACGCCCUCGGGCGCCGACUUUGCAACUGCCAUUACCCGAUGUGCCCUUCAUUCCGCCACCACCGAUGUGCAUGUUCUUCUCGCCCUCAUUCCGAGAUCUUCAGGAGGGCAAGGUGGCCGUGUGGAAGGGCGAUCUCACAAUCCGUGGGCGAGGGGGAGGACGUUUCAACGUUCUGAUUAUCGGAGAGGCCGCCUCGGGCCACUUGUGGAAAUCGCACACCUGGCCAGAGGCCCUCACUUAUCCUUCGGGACCCGCUAUGACGGAGAGCUGCACUGCGACAAUGAUACCUGUCUCAACGCUGGCUCGUGAAGGCCUGCUCCCCGUGACCAUGGGCAUGGUCCUGUGCAACGAUGAGAACAUCGCUCCGUUUGUGAACAUGGUCCAGGGACUCCAUGCCGAGGGCGUGGCAUUCCACCUUCCCAUGCCGGACACGACUCUGCCAAUCGUCUUCUUGCCGGCCAAGUUCGACUCGGCGGACCCACUCCAACGUCUUGGCAUAGCGUUCAUGACAAAAGGUGGCGUGCCUCCCAACGCCCCGCCUGUGCCGCCGAGUCGCAAGUCCUCGACCGAGGAUGACCUUGACUCGGCGCCCGAGAGGAAGCGUCGCAGAAAGAGUACCGUUUCGAAUGGCGACUCCAAGUCCACUCCUCGGCGCAACGUGCCUGUGCGGCCAAAGGUCGCCAAGAACAAAAAUUGAUGUACAUACGAGAUUCUGGAACGGCUGCGCUAGGGCGGCCUGUAGCCAUUGUGGUGUAUUUUAUGCAGUGAUCCAAGACAGUAUCACGGAA
Messenger RNA from Cutaneotrichosporon oleaginosum, 2615 nucleotides. RefSeq lists its product as uncharacterized. Lineage: Eukaryota; Fungi; Basidiomycota; Tremellomycetes; Trichosporonales; Trichosporonaceae. The record is from RefSeq and is a predicted model, not a curated record.